This is a messenger RNA of Xyrauchen texanus (razorback sucker), 2616 nucleotides long. RefSeq names its product zinc fingers and homeoboxes protein 1-like. Bases 407 to 2611 code for a protein of 734 amino acids. Gene Ontology annotation, biological process: regulation of transcription by RNA polymerase II. Gene Ontology annotation, cellular component: nucleus. Gene Ontology annotation, molecular function: DNA-binding transcription factor activity, RNA polymerase II-specific; DNA binding. The transcript has 2 exons. Lineage: Eukaryota; Metazoa; Chordata; Actinopteri; Cypriniformes; Catostomidae. The record is from RefSeq and is a predicted model, not a curated record.
ACCAAACCUGUGACAGCGUUCAACUGUGCGACCCAAAGGCGAAUGCGUUUACUAGGGAAAUGCGUUUUUAAGUGCCGUAUUUCUCAAGUAACCACCGUUCAUGAGGAAAAAUAAACCGGGUCGCUUACGAGCUGGCUAUUUGACUUUGUAUGCAUUUGUGUGAUGUCUGUGUAACACCAAAAGCUCUGCUGUUAGCUCGCUUGCUAGUCAGCCUUUGUUCCAUUUCCAGACCAGUUUGGCCAUCAUUUAGGAUUAAGCCUUCAACUCCUGAAUGUCAGCUCCGUAUAUAAUUAUUAUCUCAAAUGAAACUCGUUAGAUUUGUGGCAUCGUUGUACAUGGACUUUGUUUUGGGGGAAAUCUAGCUUGCGUAUGAAUUGCGUCUUGGCUCGGUCGUGCACAGGUUGCCAUGGAGCAAUGCGCGGCUCCGCUGCUCGAGGGCUCAAGCACACGGGCUUCACCUUCAGACCCUGUGACGUGUCCUGAGAGCCCAGUGAAAAACACUGGACAGGACGCGGUGGAGACUGCCAAGGAUGCUUAUGAGUGUCGGAUUUGUGGUUAUAAAGCGCUUGGCGUUAAAUGCCUCAGUCAACAUCUGCAUGUCGCUCAUCCAGUGACCAAUAUUUGUGACUUGAACUCGGUGAGUUGUGAGGAGGAUAAUACACAAGAGGAGUGUGUGGAUGAUGGGGAGACACCUUGCUUAAAUGGUGAAAUAAACUCACCGCAGGAAAAGAGCUCCGUCAAGGAUAAACCGAUAAUCCAUGAUGAAUCCAAAUCGACUUCACUUCAGAACCCUGAAAAUUUAAAUGAGACCUCAUCCUCCAUGGAUGCCCAAGAACAGGAUGAGACGAUGGAAGUCUCACCUGCUCCCAAAACCACUGAGAGCUUUUCCCCUGUUUUACCUCAGGAGAAGUCUCCUUGCUCUUCAGUGUCUAAGCAGGCUUGCCAAAAGAGGCAAAAAGCCACCUCUGGCACAUCAACCCACAAUAAGACUAACCUGGUCUGUCUCCCAUUGGUAUCAGAUGGAUUAAAACUUAUUUGGGUGCGCUCUGAGCAGAUCCAUGAGCUGGAUGCCAUGUCGGAACUUGUGGAAGCAUUUAACGAAUUCCCAUACCCUACACUGCAGGAGGUAACCGCUCUUGCUCGAAGGUGUGCAUUACCGCCAGAGCAGGUUAAAGCAUGGUUCAUGAUGCAACGGGUACGCUACGGAAUCAGCUGGGGUGAUGACGACAUCCAGGAAACACGACGUAAGCUGUGGUGCAUUCAGAAGAGAUCGUUAGCGGAGGAAUGUGAGGAAGUAAACGAUGAGGAGGAUGAGCUGCAGGAUUAUUUAGAAAAUGAGAGGAGUCUAGAUGGACAGCAGCAGGCAAAUAAACAGUCACCUGCGGCAGAGGCCCAUAUAUAUCAGAGAGACCACAUGCCCAAAUCGAGCCACACUGUUCCUCACCCCAGCACCAAUGACCAACAUCGCUUUGAUGUUAGUCAGUACAAUAAAACUCCCCAGUCCAACAAUGGUGUUCAGCAGUUGCUCAAUUCUAAUAUUGUGUACAAUAACGGUGUUCAACUCUCAUCCCAAGUUCCUCAAGUUAUUACUCAGUUCCAGAGUGAAAGUAGAAACUUAACCCCUCAUAAUACUGGAGUCCAGCUCAUUGAUGCCUGUGGGCAAUCACAAUACAUGAUCAUUAAUGACCAACACACUGCAACUUCAUAUCAUUUAGGACCACACCAACUCCCAGAGCUUUCAAAUUCUUUACAAAGCCUUCCGGGUAAGAAAUCUAAAGCUCAGCUGAUGGCCUUGCGCCGCAGUUUUGUUCGAAAGUCAUGGCCCACUGAUGCCGAGGUCGAACACCUUCAGAGAGUGACUGGAUUGAAUCGGCGUGAAAUUCGGAAAUGGUUUGCUGACAGCCGCUAUCAGCUUCGCAGGAAUGGCCGGGCUUGGAUAGCCAAGCUUGCAAAGCGCAAUCGAUCUUCGCAACAAACUCAACAGAAUUCUCAGAGCGAGCUAGAGAAUGAUGUUCUACCUGAAAGCACUGAUGCGGGGUUUGAGGUUGAUGUGGGUGAGGAUGAAGAGGGAGCAGACAACCAAUCAGUUGAGACCAGAGAAGAAGUAAGUGAUGAUGGUGAGUUUGAUGAUAGCAAUGCUUCCAUUCAACAAAACUUUGCAGACCUCUCCCCCUCUCCUUCUGCUCCUCCAUCAUUCACACAUGGCCGGGUUGAAUCCAGUGUGAGACUUCGUAAGAAGACAAGGGAACAGUUGGAAAUUUUGAGACAAAGCUUUCUUCGCUGCCAGUGGCCUACAAGCAAUGACUACAUGAUUCUCCAGCAGAAGACAGGCCUUACGCGGACAGAGAUUAUCCAGUGGUACGGAGACACCCGAUACCAUAUCAAACACAAUCAGAUGCGCUGGAUGACUUCACAGGAGAGACAACACAUCAUAGAAGUCAUAACCCAACAGCAGAAAAGGGGCGGGAAGUAUUCACGGGCCAGAGUCUUAAUGGAGGGCAUGGGCUCUGGGUUGAGUUUGGGGAAUCCUCCUUUAAUUAAUGGAGUUGGAGGGGGUGAAGUAGCAACAUGGAAUGACCUCUUUAGGGGAAGUACCCCAGUUUUACCCUAGGGUGA